Messenger RNA from Prosopis cineraria, 2311 nucleotides. Its product is annotated as probable WRKY transcription factor 20. The record is from RefSeq and is a predicted model, not a curated record. The transcript has 6 exons. Gene Ontology annotation, molecular function: sequence-specific DNA binding; DNA-binding transcription factor activity. Bases 184 to 1962 code for a protein of 592 amino acids. NCBI's taxonomy places the organism in Eukaryota, Viridiplantae, Streptophyta, Magnoliopsida, Fabales, Fabaceae. Gene Ontology annotation, biological process: regulation of DNA-templated transcription.
UGCGUCUCUCUGACACACAAAGUAGAAAAACACAAACGAACCUCCCAAAGGGACGCUCAGACCAGAGCAUCUCAGAAAUGACCUUUUUGCCCUUCCCUCAUCCUACGUACAACCAGACCCUGCUUUCUCUCCUUUGACUCCUUCCCUCCUCCUCUCUCUCACUCUCAUCAGUAUCGACCAACAAUGGAAGCUGCUAUCGACUCCGCUUCGGAGCUCCAGCUUCCCGAUUCCGAUGUUGUGGCAUUUAACGAUCUGAAUCAGCUCAGGUCGCCGCAGAAUUCGGACGCCGGAGCAUCUGCCUCUGCCGGUGGAGGCGCCAGGUACAAGCUGAUGUCGCCGGCUAAGCUUCCGAUCUCGAGGUCGCCUUGUAUUACGAUACCGCCAGGGUUGAGUCCGACGUCGUUUCUGGAGUCUCCCGUGCUUCUGUCCAACAUGAAGGUAGAGCCCUCGCCAACAACAGGGUCCCUCACUAAGCCUCAAGCAGUGUUUGGUUCUGUUGCUUAUGCAACAUUUCCUGUAACAACUAUAUGCUCAAACACCAAUACCGUUGACGGCAGAAAAUCUGGCUUCUUUGAGUUUAACCCACACUGUAGAACAGAUAUGGUUCCUGCUGGUUUUAGCAACCAUGUAAUAAACGAACAAUCCAGGCAAAUAGAUGGUCCAGGCAUAGUUCAAUCAUAUGCCUCAUCAACAUUAGUUAAAACUGAGACAGCAGUGCCAUCAAAUAAAUCGAGUCUAUCAUCGACUAUUCAAAUGGUUAGUUCUGGUACUAGUGCUCCUGUUGAAGUUGAUCCGGAUAAACUUAACCAGAAAGGUAAUGCUGCCCCUGGGCUUCGAUCAUCUUUAGUUGAUGGUAGAGGAAAUACCCUUCCAGUUGCAGCCGAGAGAAUCUCAGAUGAUGGAUACAAUUGGCGGAAAUAUGGCCAGAAACAUGUUAAGGGAUGUGAAUUUCCACGCAGCUACUACAAAUGCACACACCCAAAUUGUGAAGUAAAAAAGUUAUUUGAACGCUCUCAUGAUGGGCAAAUAACAGAGAUAAUUUAUAAGGGAAAACAUGAUCAUCCUAAACCUCAACCAAGCCGCCGUUACUCAGCUAGUACCAUGAUGUCUAUACAAGAAGAGAGAACUGACAAGGCUUUGUCUGCCGGCCAAGAUGACAAAGCAUCCAAUAUGCAUGCUCAGGUGCCUCACACAACUGAACCCAACAGUAACCCAGAUCUAUCUCCUGUACCUGCUGAUAGUCCAGACGGUGUUGGGUUACUGUCAAAUAGGGUUAAUGAUGAGGUUGAUGAUGAUGAUGACCCCUUCUCAAAGCGAAGCAAAAUGGACAUUGGAAAUGCUGACAUCACCCCUAUAGUUAAGCCAAUCCGAGAACCACGAGUUGUUGUACAAACACAAAGUGAGGUUGACAUAUUGGAUGAUGGUUACCGCUGGCGUAAGUAUGGGCAGAAGGUGGUUAGAGGCAAUCCUAACCCUAGGAGUUAUUACAAGUGCACAAAUGUUGGUUGCCCUGUUCGAAAACACGUGGAGAGAGCAUCUCAUGAUCCCAAAGCAGUAAUAACCACAUACGAGGGUAAACACAAUCACGACGUGCCCACUGCAAGGAGCACUAGCCAUGACACUGCAGGACCAACAGUUGCUGCUGGUGGGCAGACAAGAAUUAGACCAGAAGAAAGUGAUACUGUUAGUCUUGACCUUGGGAUGGGCAUAAGAUCAGCUGCUGAAAAUACACCAAACAGACAAGGGCGGAUGCUGCUCUCUGAAUUUGGGAACAGUCAGACUCACUCCAGCAACACCAGUCUCAAUUUUGUUCAUAAUACCCGUGCUCCAGCGUACUUCAGUGUUCUUCAUAAUGGCUCAAAUCCAUAUGUUUCUAGAGAAAAUCUGAGUGAUGGUCCAUCUUUGAACCAUUCCUCAUAUCCGUGCCCUCCAAACAUGGGAAGAAUACUAACUGGUCCUUGAAGUUGUUCACAGUGUAGCAGGGAAAAAAACAAAAAUAAAGAUCUGGGUACAAGUUUGUUUUCAUCUUUUUCAGAUGGUUAAACUUCAAAAGGUAAAGCAUCACUUUCUCAAUCUGAAAAUGCAAAUAGUUUCUUUCAUGUUUAAAUUCCCAUCUGAGACCCGCUCUGUAAGUUGGUGGGGUCUGAGUCUCUUGGAAUUCACUGAAAUCUAACUGCUGUUUCUGCAAUAGUUGUAACUGUAAUUCUUCUGUACACAUAUGAAGCUGAUAUUGAAGUUGCUUCACCGAAUACCUUUUGUAAUAGAGCUUGAAUGGAACUAUUUAUGAGAAGUAACAUUUAGUGUUGUGCAA